Molecule: messenger RNA, 2129 nt
Organism: Paramecium sonneborni
Lineage: Eukaryota; Ciliophora; Oligohymenophorea; Peniculida; Parameciidae
Source: the annotation of a GenBank genome assembly
AUGCCCUCAAUCCUAAAAUUUUAAACAGAAACUAAAAGCCAAUAAAGUAAUUCAGUUAGGGAUUUAGAUAAUUCACAAUAUUAUGAUCUAACAUUUCAAUAAAACUAAAAACCUCAUUAGAUUGCAAAUCAUUAUUUUUAACCAAAAUUAAAGGUAAUUUCUAGCUCAAAGCCUAAACUUUUUCUUAAUUAAAUAUCAAUCAAAUAAAAUCAAAGUUUUCGAGAUCUCUCUUUUAUUGAAUCUCCAAGCAGUCUUAAAUCAAAAAGAGAAGAAAAUUUUGAUGAACUUUGUACAAAUUUUAGAGGUAGAAUUUAGUCUAUAAAACAAUAAAUGUCUCCUUAAAUAAUGAAUAAAUAAUCCCCUCAUUCAAUGAGGAAUUUAUAAAGUUAAAGAAAAAUUUUGGAAAACGCUCUUGAAGACAAUAAAUAUUAAGGAAAUAAAGAAAAGAAAAUUGAUUAAUCCCCAUCCACUUAGUUUAAAACUGGUUAUAUUCAUAAUUUUUAGUAUAUAAAAAAUUCUCAGCAUAUAGUUGCAUUUCAAAAUGAAAAAUCUGUUAAAGAUCUGGAAAAACCUAUUAAAAGAUAAUAAGAAAAAUAUUUAUCACCAAUAUCAAACGAGAAGAAUUUUGUAUAUCCUUAGAAAUAAGUAGUUACUAAAGAGAAAGAAUUUAAAGAAAAAAAUUGGAAUAAAUUAAAAUCAAAAAAAAAAUCCAUACAUUUGCUUUAAAAUUAUUAUUAUGAGGAUUAAAUAAAUAGAAAAAUAAAGAAUUUUUAGAAAUGUAUUUUUGAAAAUUAAUGCAUUCAUUUAAUAUAUAUUAGACCAUCUGCAAUAAGGGUUUAAAAAUAUUUUUUAAAAGAUGCAAAUAAUGAGAAAAUAUUGAGAAAAUGUUUUAGUUAUAGAUGGUGGUGGUAAGAAUCAAAUAAUAAAGGUGAAGAUGUUGAAUUCUUAUGGAAUUCUUAGGCUUCAAUUUCUUUUUUAAAUAAAUAAGAAUAAAGACAUAUUAGUGAUAAAAAAGAGUUUCAACCAUUUGAAUAAAUUUUAUAAAAAUCUGAAGGAGUGGAAAAUUAUAUGAAAUUUGCUGUUGAAAAUAAAUUAAAUUUAUUGUCACCUAUUAUAAAAGUUCAUAAUCACAUAGAUCGAUCAUAUCCAUUGUGGACAAAAAAGAAUUUGAUUAACUAAAUUAUUAAAUAUUGUCAACUUACAAGAUAAUAUGUUGAUAAUUUUAUACCACUGUCUAUGGUAGUGGAUUAUUUAGGUGAAAAUCUGCUUUAUGAAUUUUUAAAGAAUCUUAAUACAUCAACCGACUUUUGGGUUGUAAGAAAAAGUGAUAUUAAAGAAGAUGAUAUAAUAAUGAUAUGUCAAAAUACAGAAAGUGUUUUUAAUCAUCUUAAUAAAGAAUUUAAGAUGCCAAACAGAGAUUAAUAGAGUUUUAUAGUAUAAUAAUAUAUAAAUUCAAUCGAAUUUUAAGAAAUAAAAUUAGAUCUAUGUUAUUAUUUACUAAUAACUUAAAUAAAUGGGAUUGUUAGGGGAUAUAUAUAUGAAUAGUAUUAUGGUUAAUAAUCAAAAAUACAAUUUUCUGGUUUUGAUAAUAAAUCCCAUAUAAUUGAAAUUGAAAAUACAAAAUAAACAAUAUUAAAUUAGUUAAUUUCUAUGAAAAGUAUAUAGAACUAUUUUAAAGAACUUAAUAUUGAUUAUGAAAAUAAGAUUUAUCCAUAAAUAAAACAUAUUUUAAGUGAAUAUUUAAAAUCUAUAUUUAUUCAGAUGGCAGUAAAAGAUCACAACUUUGAAGUAUUAAAAAUUAUUUUAAUUAGUUACUUAAAGUUUUAAUUGUAAUUGAUAAUAAUAGCAAACCUUGGUUACUUAAUACAGAACCAAAUCCUGUUUUUGAAACUGAUAUAGAGUUUAUGAAGGAUUAUACAUAUCAAUUAUUAGAUAAUGUUUUAUAAUUAGGAUUAGAUGUAUUAUUUCCAUCACCAUUAAUUUGGCCAAAAGAGAAAAAAAGAGAUAUUGAAAUUUAUUAAGAAAUCAAUAAUUUUGAUAUAGUUUUCGAUUCAAGAAUAGAAGGAAAAGGAUUAAAAUCCUUAUUUGAAGAAAAGUUGACUGAAGAUAAUUAUUAUGAUGAAUAUUGA